This is a messenger RNA of Solanum verrucosum, 626 nucleotides long. RefSeq names its product protein LURP-one-related 11-like. The record is from RefSeq and is a predicted model, not a curated record. The transcript is spliced from 3 exons. Bases 24 to 626 code for a protein of 200 amino acids. NCBI's taxonomy places the organism in Eukaryota, Viridiplantae, Streptophyta, Magnoliopsida, Solanales, Solanaceae.
UAAACCUAGCUAUUAUUUCAAAUAUGUCUAGAGUUUACUCAAACCUAAGAACAAUUAAAAUUUCGAAUUAUGUAAGUCCAAGAAGAGAAACAUUCACUUUGUGGAUGAAAUCUCUAGUGUACCAUGGAAAUGGAUGUACUGUUUAUGACUCAAAUGGACAAAUUGUUUAUAGAAUUGACAAUUACAAUAUUAAACGUAGCAAAGAAGUUCAUCUUAUGGAUUGCAAUGGCAAAGUUCUCUUCUCUAUUCGAAAUAGGAAAGUUCCGGUAUUUGGACAUUGGGAUGGCUAUAAAUGGAGUUAUGAUGGAGUUACUAGUAAAGAAAUACCAUGGUUUCAAGUGAAGAAAAUUCACAAUGUUCUUAGAGGAGAUAAUGUGAACUAUUAUAAUGUUAUAUUGGGAUGUAAUUCUGAAGCAAGUUGUUAUAACAUUAUUAUCCUUGCCACAAAAUCUAUCAAGAUUGUGGACCAACAUGGUGGACUUGUCGCAGAGGUAAAACAAAAACAAGCAAGUUCAGGAGUAUUAUUUGGAGAUGAUGUGUUAACAUUGGUGGUGGAACCUCAUGUUGAUCAAUCAUUAGUUAUGGCUCUUGUAACUGUUUGUGGUUUAAUCCAUCAUAGAAUUUGA